Messenger RNA from Adineta steineri, 1689 nucleotides. The record is from the annotation of a GenBank genome assembly. NCBI's taxonomy places the organism in Eukaryota, Metazoa, Rotifera, Eurotatoria, Adinetida, Adinetidae.
AUGUGUGGAAUUUGGUGCAUAUUUGGUUCAACUGUUGAUACCCAUCAACAAAUACCAGGUUGUUUUAAUAUCGCUCAUCGUGGUCCUGAUUGUUUUCGUUUUGAAAACGUUAAUCAUUAUUCAAGAUGUGUCUUUGGUUUUCAUCGUCUUGCAAUUGUUGAUGAUAUUUAUGGUAUGCAACCAAUGCGUCUCCAUGCAUUACCACAUAUAUGGAUGACUUAUAAUGGUGAAAUCUACAAUUUUCGAGAAACACAAAAAAAAUUUGGUUAUAAUUUCGAAACAUCAUGUGAUGGAGAAAUCUUAAUUCAUUUAUAUAAUGAUAAAGGAGCACGUUUUAUGUGUGAACAACUUUAUGGUGUUUUUGCUUUUGUAUUAUUCGAUACAAAAGAACGAAAAGUUUUUAUUGGUCGAGAUACAUUUGGUGUUCGACCUUCAUUUCGUAUCUUUACCGAUUGUGGAUUUUUAGCUGUGUCAUCCGAAGCAAAAGGUCUUAAAGGUGUUACUGUUGCAUCAAAGAAACCAUUAAAAAUUGAACCACUUGAUCCAGGUACAUAUGAAGAAUAUAAAUUAGAUGAAAAUGAAAAAGUUGAAUUUGUUAAACGAGAACGUUUUCAUACUAUUGGAGCAUUUCCAAAAUAUGAUAUUAACAAUGUUACAGUAACAGAUGAUGUUCUAACAAAUAUUCGUUCAUAUCUUAUAAAUGCUGUUCAAAUGCGUUUAAUGUCACAUCGACGUAUUGGUUGUAUGCUUUCUGGUGGUCUUGAUUCAAGUUUAAUAGCUGCUAUAACUGUACAAGAAGCUCGUAAACGUGGUAUUACUUAUCCAAUUCAAACAUUUUCGAUUGGUAUGGAUGAACAAAGUCCUGAUUUACUUGCUGCACGAAAAGUCGCAGAUCAUUUAGGAACUGAACAUCAUGAAAUACGUUUUUCAGCAGAAGAUGCAAUUAGCCAUUUAAGAAAUGUUAUUAAAGCACUUGAAUCUUAUGAUAUAACAACAAUUCGAGCUUCGAUUGGAAUGUAUUUUGUAUCGAAAUAUAUUCAAGAAAAAACUGAUACUGUUGUUGUUUUAUCUGGUGAAGGUGCUGAUGAAGUUUGUCAAGGUUAUAUUUAUUUCUAUCGACAACCAACACCGGAAGAAGGUGAUAAAGAAAGUCAUCGUCUUUGUAAUGAUCUUCAUUAUUUUGAUGUACUUCGUGCUGAUCGAACAACAGCUGCACAUGGAUUAGAAUUACGUGUACCAUUUCUUGAUCAUGCUUUUUCAUCUUAUUAUUUUUCAUUACCACCAACUGAACGUUCACCAACAAAAGAACGAGCAGAAAAAUAUCUUUUAAGAAAAGCAUUCGAUGGCCUUGAUUUAAUACCAUCAGAAAUUCUUUGGCGACCAAAAGAAGCUUUCUCUGAUGGUGUUGCUGCAAAGAAAAAAUCACUUUUUGAAUAUAUGCAAGAAUAUGCUGAAACAAAAGUUUCCGAUAAUGAUUUACAAAAUGCUUCAACAUUAUAUCCAUUCAAUACACCAAAAACUAAAGAAGCAUUCCUUUAUCGAUCAAUAUUUGAAGAACUCUAUCCAGGUCAUGAACAUCUCAUACCAUAUAUGUGGCUUCCGAAAUGGUGUGGUGAUCAAACAGAUCCAUCAGCACGUGUUCUUAAACAUUACAAAGAACAACAAGGUGAUGCAGGAAAAUCUCAAUAA